This is a messenger RNA of Lemur catta (Ring-tailed lemur), 747 nucleotides long. Its product is annotated as RNA-binding protein 42-like. The transcript has a single exon. Gene Ontology annotation, molecular function: mRNA binding. Bases 20 to 595 code for a protein of 191 amino acids. Lineage: Eukaryota; Metazoa; Chordata; Mammalia; Primates; Lemuridae. The record is from RefSeq and is a predicted model, not a curated record.
CCUGCCACUGGCCCUGGCCAUGCCAUUGCCUGAGCCUGAGCCACUGCCCCUCCCGUUGGAGGUAGUACGUGGCCUACUGCCCCCACUGCGCAUUCCCGAGCUCCUGUCCCUGCGUCCUCGGCCCCGGCCCCCUCGGCCUGAGCCACCCCCUGGCCUCAUGGCUCUUGAGGUCCCAGAGCCCCUGGGUGAAGACAAGAAGAAGGGGAAGCCAGAAAAAUUGAAACGCUGCAUUCGCACUGCAGCUGGGAGCAGCUGGGAGGACCCCAGCCUGCUGGAAUGGGAUGCUGAUGACUUCCGGAUCUUCUGUGGGGAUCUGGGCAAUGAAGUGAACGAUGACAUCCUGGCACGCGCCUUCAGCCGCUUCCCAUCCUUCCUUAAGGCUAAGGUGAUCCGAGACAAGCGCACAGGCAAGACCAAGGGCUACGGUUUUGUCAGCUUCAAGGACCCCAGCGAUUAUGUGCGCGCCAUGCGUGAGAUGAAUGGGAAGUAUGUGGGCUCCCGCCCCAUCAAGCUCCGCAAGAGCAUGUGGAAGGACCGGAAUCUGGACGUGGUCCGCAAGAAGCAGAAGGAAAAGAAGAAGCUGGGCCUGAGAUAGGGUCUGUGGCUGGGCACCCGCUCCUAUCCGGCCGGGCGCUGGCUCCUCCCCCAGCUGUCUUUGCAAAACCCCCACCUAUCCACUCACCUGCCUCAAAACCAGUUUCAAUAAAUUUAUGUUCAUUUCCAAAAAAAAAAAAAAAAAAAAAAAAA